This is a messenger RNA of Colletotrichum phormii, 3129 nucleotides long. Its product is annotated as GATA zinc finger protein. The coding region runs from base 1 to 3129 and encodes 1042 amino acids. Gene Ontology annotation, biological process: regulation of DNA-templated transcription. Lineage: Eukaryota; Fungi; Ascomycota; Sordariomycetes; Glomerellales; Glomerellaceae. The record is from RefSeq and is a predicted model, not a curated record. Gene Ontology annotation, cellular component: nucleus. Gene Ontology annotation, molecular function: sequence-specific DNA binding; protein binding; zinc ion binding. The transcript has 2 exons.
AUGGAGGCCUUUUACCCACAGCUCACUCCCCAAGAGCUGCAGCGACAGAUGUCGCAACAGUCUCAGCAACGCCAGAUGCAGGGCCAAGGCCAAGGACGCGGUCACGCCUAUCACCAAAUGAAUCAAGGUCAUGGCAUGACAAUGAUGGGUGGCAACGGCGACUCGCUCGACGACAUUAUCAACAGUAACAACCAUGAAAUGCAACGGCGCCGCAGCAUACACCAACCAUACAUGCCCUCAAACCAGAACACACAAAAUGCCGGCGCCGACAGGAGGAUGUCCAUGAUGGAGUUCGGCGCUGAUGAUAAUCAGAUGCUCAAUUAUCCUUUCCAGAACCCCGCCAUGAAUGGCGAGUUCUCUAAUAUGGCCGGCCAGAUGGGCAACGGCAUGAAUGGCGGCAUGGACGGCGGUAUGACGAACAACGGAGGGAUGGGCAAUAGUGUUCCCGGAAACAUUUCCAUACCUGGAGGCAUGGAUGCGUACUCUACCCAAGACGGGCUGCAGAUGUCGCCGACAAAUGCAUUCAGCACCUUUUCUCCCGAUAUGAUGAGCUCGAUGAUGCCCCCGGCGUACGCAAACAUGGCUAUGCCGACGACAUCGAGUAUGAAUAUGUACGGCCAAACAUCCAUGGCCAACGCUUUCCCGAGCCCAUUGAACACCACUGCCAACGACAUGACCAUGGACCUAGGGGCCGAUGAAACACCCGGAACAGCACCACAGUCUGCCCUCCCUACGCCGCUAGAUAUCGACAACGUAGACAACGAGGCUAUGAGUAUGGGUCAGCAACAAUAUCAGACGCCGGCAGAAACCUCGAAUAGGGCCAUUUCACAAGUUCCCAAGUUCGGCUCCGUUUCAAGCGGUCCUCAGACAACUCCGUCAACAUUAUCCCGCGAAGUGUCAAUCAACUCUGGCAAGACUUCUUCGCAGUCCCCCAACAACCGAUCAUCGUCCAUGACAACGAGCCAGACAGCAGCCUCUGCUGCACCUACCGCAACUGCAGAGACUACUCCGGCUAUGGGACCUCAAACCCCUCGUGCAGAGUCCAAGGAGAAGAAUCUCUACUCAAAGAGCGGCUUCGACAUGAUGCGGGCGUUAUGGUAUGUCGCUACAAGAAAGGAUCCCGAGAUCCAUCUAGGCGCCGUAGACAUGUCUUGCGCAUUCGUGGUCUGCGACGUGUCACUCAACGACUGCCCUAUUAUUUACGUCUCUGAUAACUUUCAGAACUUGACGGGGUACAGCCGCCAUGAGAUUGUUGGCCAAAAUUGUCGAUUCUUACAAGCUCCCGACGCCAAGGUUGAAGCUGGUUCCAAGCGUGAAUUUGUGGACGACGCGUCGGUCUACAAUCUCAAGAAGAAGAUUGCGGAAGGCCGUGAGGUUCAGCAAAGUCUGAUCAACUAUCGCAAGGGCGGCAAGCCUUUCCUCAACCUUUUGACAAUGAUUCCAAUUCCUUGGGACGACCCCAAUGAGGUGCGAUUCUUCGUCGGUUUUCAGAUCGACCUAGUUGAGUGCCCGGAUGCCAUCUCUCAGGGCCAGGAUGCAGGAGGUGUCAAGGUCAACUACAAACAUAGCGACAUUGGCCAGUAUAUUUGGACGCCUCCGAACCAAAAUACCGUCGAAGCCGAAAACGGACAGACAUUGGGUGUCGACGAUGUGUCUACCCUGCUGCAGCAGUUCAACCCCAAGGGUGUGGUGUCGGACUGGCACAAGCAAUCCUGGGAUAAGAUGCUGCUCGAAAAUACCGACGACGUUGUUCAUGUCCUUUCACUCAAGGGGCUGUUCCUCUACCUUUCACCCUCCUGCAAGAGAGUCCUGGAGUACGAUGCGACAGAGCUGGUAGGGAACUCUCUUUCGACCGUAUGCCACCCCUCCGAUAUUGUGCCCGUCACCCGUGAACUCAAAGACGCCACGGCGGGUAAUUCGGUCAACAUCGUCUUCCGCAUAAGGCGGAAGCAAAGCGGCUACACGUGGUUCGAAAGCCACGGCUCAUUAUUUUUCGAACACGGAAAGGGUAGAAAAUGCAUCAUUCUGGUAGGGAGAAAACGACCCGUUUUCGCAUUGAGCCGGCGAGACCUAGAAGCACACGGAGGCAUCGGCGACAGCGAGUUGUGGACCAAGAUCUCGGUAUCCGGCAUGUUCCUCUUCGUGUCUUCCAACAUCCGGUCUUUGCUCGACUUACAGCCAGACACUCUGAUAGGCACUAGCAUGCAAGAGCUCAUGCGCAGGGAGAGUCGUGCCGAAUUUGGCCGAGCAAUCGAAAAGGCAAGGAGAGGCAAAAUAGUGACAUGCAAACACGAGGUCCAUAACAGGAGAGGACAGGUACUUCAGGCACAAACGAUUUUGUACCCUGGAGAUGCCUCAGAUGGUCAGAAACCCACGUUCUUGUUAGCGCAGACCAAGCUCCUCAAAGCAUCAUCGAGGACCAUCGCGCCGGCGGCUACACCCCCUGGAAGCGUCAAAUCGACCUCCCAGAUCAACCAAAACCUACAACUCACAGCACCGAAUACUGAUCUCACAAAGGCCGGUCCGUUGUCGUUACCAGGCGGUCAAGCGAUGCCGGGCUCUCAGGAUGCUGCUCUCGCUUCGGAAGACAACAUUUUUGACGAGCUGCGGACGACCAAGUGCUCCAGCUGGCAAUUCGAGCUACGCCAGAUGGAGAAGGUCAAUAGGAUUCUCGCCGAGGAACUGGGCGGUCUAUUAUCAAACAAGAAGAAGAGAAAGAGGAGAAAGGGUGUAGGCAACGUCGUCCGGGACUGCGCCAACUGCCAUACGCGCAAUACGCCCGAGUGGCGACGAGGUCCUAGUGGUCAAAGAGACCUCUGCAACAGCUGCGGUUUACGCUGGGCAAAGCAGGUUGGACGGGUUUCGCCGCGCAAUUCGUCUCGAGGAGGCGCAAACACCAACGCAGACGCACUCAGUAAGAAGUCGAACUCACCAAUACACUCGUCUCAGCUCCAAAACGAAGUCAAGGCAAACAACAGUACGCCAGCGAGACCCAGCGACGGUUCAUCAGGGAAUGGUACACCUGCCACUUCCGUUUCCGUCUCUAAAAGUCACCAAGGCAUGCCCCCUCCGAGCCAGCCUCUUCUCGAAGGCGGUAGUGGCGGCGGAAUGACAUCCAUACGGGAAUAA